Messenger RNA from Calypte anna (Anna's hummingbird), 1540 nucleotides. RefSeq names its product mannosyl (alpha-1,6-)-glycoprotein beta-1,2-N-acetylglucosaminyltransferase (gene MGAT2). The transcript has a single exon. NCBI's taxonomy places the organism in Eukaryota, Metazoa, Chordata, Aves, Apodiformes, Trochilidae. The coding region runs from base 28 to 1389 and encodes 453 amino acids. Gene Ontology annotation, biological process: protein N-linked glycosylation; oligosaccharide biosynthetic process. Gene Ontology annotation, cellular component: Golgi stack; Golgi membrane. The record is from RefSeq and is a predicted model, not a curated record. Gene Ontology annotation, molecular function: alpha-1,6-mannosylglycoprotein 2-beta-N-acetylglucosaminyltransferase activity.
UCGGCGGCCGCCGCCGCCGGGUGAAGGAUGCGGCUGCGGAUCUACAAGCGGAAAGUGUUGCUGUUAGCGCUGGGGCUGGCGGUGUGCGCCCUGGCGCUGUGGGGAACCGGCGGCGGAAGCAGCGGGAGGAGGAGACAGCAACAACAGCAGCAGCAACAACAGCAGCAGCAGCAGCAGCAGCGGGGCGGUACCGGUACCACCGGGGAACCGUCUCGGGUGAGCGAUCCGCCUCCUCCGCCUCGCCGCUCGGUUGUUAACGCUUCGGUUGUGUCAGCAGCGCCGCUGGAGUUAACCGAGAACGGGACGUUGAGUUACCGCUCGCUGGUUUACCGGCUGAACUUUGACCAGCCGGUGCGGAACGCCGGGCGCUUCCCGCUGCGCUCCUCCCCCGACGUGGUGCUGGUGGUGCAGGUGCACGACCGUGCCGAGCACCUGAGGCUGCUGCUGGAGUCCCUACGGCGAGCGGCGGGAGUGGAGAACGUGCUGCUGGUCCUCAGCCACGACCUCUGGGCCGAGGAGCUCAACCGGCUGGCGGCACGCGUGGAUUUCUGCCCCGUCCUCCAGGUGUUCUUCCCCUUCAGCAUCCAGCUCUACCCCCGCGAGUUCCCCGGACACGACCCCCGCGACUGCCCCCGCGACGUGGGCAAAGCGGCCGCCCUGCGCUUGGGCUGCAUCAACGCCGAGUAUCCCGACUCCUUCGGGCACUAUCGCGAAGCUCGCUUCUCCCAGACCAAACACCACUGGUGGUGGAAGCUGCAUUUCGUCUGGGAGAGGGUGCGGGCGCUGCGGGACCACGCGGGGCCCGUCCUUUUCUUGGAGGAGGACCAUUACCUGGCGCCUGACUUCUACCACGUCCUCAAAAAGCUCUGGGCCCUGCGGGAGCGGGAGUGCCCCGAGUGCCAAAUCGUCUCCCUGGGCACCUACAGCCCCGUCCGCGGGGGCUUCGCCGGCCGAGCCGACAAGGUGGAGAUGAAGACAUGGAAGUCCACCGAGCACAACAUGGGCAUGGCCUUCGGCAGAGACACCUACCAGAAGCUCAUCGAGUGCACGGAUGCCUUCUGCACCUACGAUGAUUACAACUGGGACUGGACUCUGCAGCACUUGACUGUCUCUUGUCUUCCAAAGUUCUGGAAAGUGCUGGUUCCCGAAAUCCCCCGGAUUUUUCACACGGGGGACUGUGGCAUGCACCACAAGAAAUCCUGCAGACCGUCCACCCAGAGUGCCAAAAUCGACUCUCUCUUGAACAGCAACCAACAGUACCUGUUUCCCGAAAUGAUGAGUGUCAGUAAAAGGUACUCCAUGGCACCCCUGUCCCCUCAUGUCAAAAACGGAGGGUGGGGAGACAUUAGGGACCACGAACUCUGUAAAAGUUACCGCCGACUUCAGUGAGGAUCCUUCUCACAGCCUUGUUCUUUUUUUUUUGAGUUGUUCCAUACUGUCUUUUACAGGCACAGAAGUGUAUUAAAAAAAAAAAAAAAGCAUUUAUGAGUUGGUUUCUGCUUUAAUAUGAAUAAACACUCAUGUACAAGGUGUCCCAAAA